GGGAGGCCUCGUCGCAGUCUGUAGCUCCUGACAGGAGGUGGCAGCGAGGUGGCUGCUGGUCUCUUUUCUCGGGUAACAAGUGCUAGGAUGUGAGGCAGCAGCCUCAAGUUGUGUCAGAGGAGGAUUAGAUUGGAUGUCAGGACAAAUUUCUUCACAGAAGUGGUGGUGAGGCAUUGAACAGGCUGCCCAGGGAAUGGUGGGGUCCCUGUUCCUGGGGGUAUUUAAACCCAUCUCUUAAACGUGUCUCACACAUCUCUUAAACGUGUGGACGUGGCGCUUACGGACACGUUGUAGUGAUGGGGCUCGGCAGGGCAGGCUGGUGGUUGGGCUGGGUGAUCAUGAAGGUCUUUUCCAACCUAAACGAGCCUAUGAUUCUAGGUGCUCCAGUAAUAUCUUAAACAUUAUGCAAAUAACUUCAUUUCUGUAUUUCUGAACUAAGGGUGGUUUUUUUAGCAAGGCAGUUGUAUUUUAAUUUUGUUGUGUACCUCAAUGUUCUGAAAAAGGGAAGAAAAGCUGAAGUUUUCGUUCUGUUUUCAUUGCCUUUUCCCACUGGCUGCCUCUUUCUGAGCACAUCCAGUUUGGCGGUGGGGCAGGGGUUUCCUAGGUGGAGGUUGUCUCCCCGAGUUAGAGAACGGGGCACAUUUCCCCAGUAUCUCACAGUGUGCGCAUUACAGUAAAAUUAUAGCUCCUGAAAUCUGAAAAUGCAUGUAUGUGCGGUUAUGUAGCACAACAUAUCCAAUAAGAGCAGCAAUGAAAGGAUCACUAAAGACAAGAGGUGUCGUGUGGUGCAUAGAUAGCCAAACAACCUGUCUGCUCUUGCUGUUCAGAAGCCCAGUGGAGAAUGCAGGUUUCCUCUUUACCUGCACCUCCUCUGUCUUUAAGCACCUUGUGAAUUUCUUGUGGUUGUUGGAUCAAACUUGGAUCUAAGAGUAAAUCUGAAAGUGUUAAAAUGACGUUAUAUAGAGCUAACUCCUCGAGGGCUCAGAUGAGCAGAAUCCACAGCCUAAAGUUGCGUGCAGAGGUGGCAGUUGCUGCUGGAGUAGCACAGAAGCUGGCGGGAGGCUGACUGAUGUAUUCAGUAGCGUAAUGACGGGCUCUGGCUCAUUGUAUGGUUGCUACAAAUCACAGAAUGAAGAAAAUGUAGACCUACCUCAGACCUACAGUUCUUCCCUUUCAACAUCAGAGUACUCUGCACCUGCGGACCCUUCCCUUUUAUAUGCACCGUGGUCUGUGUAUGGAGAUGACAAUAAGCAGUCUGCCACUUCCCAGAUUAAUAUGAAGUCCAGAAUUCAGACUGAAAGGAAUGAUUAUGGCAGUGAAACAGAUUUAUAUGGUCUAGUGUCUAACAUCUUGGAAGAACAAGAUAAAUCGCAGCCAUAUUGUGCUGAGGGGAGUUGCUCUUCCAGCUUAAAGUCAGUAUGGCCCAUGAAUGCAAGCAGAAUCGCAGACCACCAUGACUUGUCAGAAACUAAAAGACCAGUUGUUGCAGCUGUCUCGCAACAGGGUUUUUAUAGUAGUGAAUCCGCAUCUGCUGCUGAAAAACAGUACUUGCAAGGUGGUAAUCUUGCAUCACAACAAAAAGUAGAUGAAUGUUAUCAUGGGUUUACUGGUAUAGACCUUGAAGAGCAAUGGUUAUACUCUCCUAAAAAUGAGCAUGUCAACUGUUGCAACAUGCAGACUAACGAGAAUAUUAAGACAACACCCAUAUAUCAGAACUAUCCAUAUAUAAAGAACACCUUUACACCUCAAGUUGGGUACUUAGAAGUAAUUAAAGACUCAGGAGCUGAUGCUUACUCCUACGGAAGAGAGAAGGUCUGUCCCAAAGGAGCAGAUAUGCAGUUGCACCAAAAGCGGGCAGAAACAUUUCUUCCACAGUUUCACAGAUACAACGAAAGUAUGGAUUAUAGUAGAUACACUGAGUACUGUCAUUCUAGUAAAGCAAAGCCUAACAAGAGCACCAAUUGUAGCCUCCAAGAAAAUAAGAAGUUAGUAAAUGGAACAACUGAGGCAUCAUUUCUGGACACAGAACCCUAUACUAAAUUAUUUCAAGUUAAAUCAGGUACUCAGAAAAAAAUAGAAGAUACAAUUCCAGAUCAGCAAAACUUUACAUUUCCCAAGGCUGCAGGACUUCUAUCAGAAAAACAAUUUUUCAAUGAGCCUUCAUUCUGCACUGAUCUGGGACAAAAAUUUGACUAUGGACUAAAAUCUCUUGCAGCUUGUCCAGGAAAUAGUGACUGUGCAAAUGGUGUAGAUAAGCAGCAGUUUUCCAGGUCUGAUCUUCAGAAUUCUGAAUACUGUAAAUCAAUUCCUUUACUACCAAACUCAGCAAACACUUCAGCAGGUACUAAUAUAAGGCCAACUUGGAUGAAUGUUCAAAGUAGAACUACUGCUUCUGUCCCAUUUCAGAGCCCAAGUCCUUCGGUGAAACUGAAUAAUCAUUUAUCUGCUUUUCCAAAAAAUUUCAGUCAUCCUAAUGAUUCUUUUCCGUUAUCAUCUUCAAACUUCCCUUUAAAUAGUAAUUUAUUUCAUAAGUACUGUCAAGAUAAUCCUUCGUUUUUUUCAAGUCUUGAUUUUGGUUAUAAUGCUUCAGAACGAGCUCAGUCUGCUUCUUAUGUGGAAGCACUGGUAAAGUCUGGAGAAGAGAAUCUCAUUGACUAUCUGAGUGACAAGAAAUUAAAGCAGCCAAAUGGAUUCUGUGAAAAUUACUCAGCUCCGCAGUUUGGGAUCAUUGAAAAUCUGAACAAACACUGUUUUCAGUUGAAGCCACAGAGUGGACAUUACGAUCUGGAAGGACAAAAACAUGCAGGCAGUUUGUUGCAGAACAUGUACCAAGGUUCAGUGGAGUCUCAGGGGCAGUUUAGUCUCAGGCAGGGAAGCGGAGACAGUAAUGCUAUCAACCAUGUGACUCGCCUACAGGCCUCCAGCUUUCCCAACAAUUGCAUGAUGGGUGACUUGAGACGUAAUCCGCAGCUUGGUUCAAGCGCAUUCCCCUUGAGAUCAGCUCGUCCAUUUGGCCAUUCAGUUGUCCCUCUGAUGGAGUCUUACGACUUGUUCUCCGGUGAUGAUUUAAACCACUUCUAUCCUUACUUUAAUGAUAUGACGUAUGGAGACAGCUCUUUUUCUGGUUUUGUACCAGCAUUUGGAUUUCAAAGGCAAGUUAAAACCCGUUGUGGGCCUGCCAGCGAGCUCCAUCUCAGACUAGAAGAGUGUUAUGAACAGUGGAGAGCUUUGGAAAAAGAAAGAAAGAAGACUGAAUCAGCUCUUGCUAAGAAUUACCCAGGGAAAAAAGUUUCCAGUACUAACAACACCCCAAUUCCAAGGCUGACAUCAAACCCAUCAAGAGUUGAUCGCUUAAUUGUGGAUCAGCUACGUGAACAAGCCAGAGUUGUGACUUUGCUGGGAAAAAUGGAGCGCCUUCGCAGUUCUCCUCUUCAUGCUAACAUUUCUACUGCUCUUGAUAAACAUCUGGAGGUAAUUCAUGUAGUGCAGUCACGUAGAAAAGAUGAAAUUGUAAAUGCUUCGAAUCGACAGAGGCAAGGAGCUCCCAGAUGCCAAGAUGACAGAGAUGUUUUUGCUCUUGCUCUGGCAAUUAAAGAGAUGAGUGUAGCAACACGUAAAGCACGUACAACUCUCUGGUGCGCGCUCCAGAUGACCCUACCGAAACCUUCAGCUGGACAACUAGUUAUGGAGGAAGCUCUGCGGGAGAUGGUACAAGCUGAAGAAAAAGUGCAUGAAAAUCUGAACGGCUGUGGCAUCCUAAAUCAGAGGGCUGAAAUAAGCAAGCACUAAUGAAGUAUCAGUUGCAUACAAAAGUAAACUUUGCAGUGUGUAUGUAUGAAGAGAUGAUACAUUAAAUCUUCCUAAUUAUUUCUAAAGUUCAAACUAAUAUUCAUAUUUAAAUCUCUGCCUUGAUGAGAAGUUGAAUUUUCUUAAGGGCUCUCAAGUUCUACUUAAACUGUCAACAUUACAGGCAGCGUCAGGAUGUUGUAAAGCCUGAUGAAUGUAAAAAUUGAUGAGUGUUAAUUUAAAAUAAUCAGAUUCACUAAACAACUAACAGCUAAGAUAUUAUUUAACUUUUACAGGUGAGCCCUGGUGUGAAACUCUUCCAUUAAGUUCAUAUAGUUUUGCUUUAGUAAGUAGGUUUUAAAAUAAUGAGUCUUAAAGACUGUAGUCUACUGUGGUGUCCAGCCAGUAUCAGACAAGAUUGUGAUGUAAAAAUGUUUUCCUUAUCAAACUAAUACCUGGAAACAGGAGGAAAAAUGCUAAAAGUACCCAAUAUUCAUGUAAAAUUAAAUAUUUAAAAUAUUAAUAUUUAUGAAUUUGAGAUUUUAGAAUCUAAGUUUGUGAAUGGAAAUGCACCAGGUUCUACUAAAUUAAUGAUGAUAAAAUUGCUGUUGUGAAACCAUGCAAUUUAGUGAAUGUGUUCAAAUCAUUCGGGCAUGCUCUUGGGGAAAAAAAAAAAGAACCUCUGUUUUAAAGUAUUUAAAUGUAAUCAAAAUAUGACAUGCACACAGUAUUAACCUCUAAAAAGCUGUCCGACAGCUGAAAUAAUGAGUGUUGUUUUUAAUACCUUCGCUUUAAACUUUGAAAAGAGGGUAUCACAAUGUUCUGAAAUCUGUUUUUUUUUUUUUUUAAAGUUACUCUUUCACUAGUUUGGUUUGUGAUUUGAUUGUCAUAUUUUAGAUAUCUUAGUUUACAUCUGUAUUUUUGACAGCUAUUAAUACUUGGUGUUUACGCAUCUUAUCUCAAUCUCUUUGUACGGAAUAUAAAUAACUUAUUCAUUGAUACAAAGUGUUGUUAUUAUGUGGCUCAGGAGAUAAGGGGUUUUAACACUUACAGCAUCGCGUUUAUAAUGUCUGGAUUAAAUUUAUUCAGCUAUGCUUGCCUAGAUACCCAGAUAUUUGAAAUGUCUGUGCUCUUCCUACUUCUAGAAAUCCUGAUACGUAAAAGGUGUAAUGACACCACAUAAAUUGUCAUUAGAUGAUGUGAGAAAGAAACUGAAUGAGAAUGCAGGAGAAAGUAGAGUAACCGUUUUGAUCACUGAUAUGACCAAAAGCACUGCCAGAGUGAUUUUAUUGGGGCAGGAGGACAAAGUACAUCUUGAUACCGCAAGUCACUGCAUUAAGAUUUGUUAAGUUUAACCUAGGACAUGUUGAUGUUAAAAACAGUACUGUACUGAAUGUAGUCUGUCUGGUAGGAAAUAAAUUAGCUUUUGUUGA
This is a messenger RNA of Cygnus olor (mute swan), 5219 nucleotides long. It is a transcript of the gene MEIOC, whose product is annotated as meiosis specific with coiled-coil domain. The transcript has 8 exons. The coding region runs from base 1087 to 3789 and encodes 900 amino acids. The record is from RefSeq and is a predicted model, not a curated record. NCBI's taxonomy places the organism in Eukaryota, Metazoa, Chordata, Aves, Anseriformes, Anatidae. Gene Ontology annotation, biological process: meiotic cell cycle; male meiosis I; female meiosis I. Gene Ontology annotation, cellular component: nucleus; cytoplasm.